AUGAAAAAUGAUCAUCUCCCUGGUGAACCCAGAUUAGAACUGGAAGACAACGGCAUCUCCGAAUAUCUUCGGUCGGAAUUCAUGACUGGGAUCCUAGAUGAUCUUUCCCCGUACCUCUGGCUUGUGGCGACACAAAACAGUGCUCAUGUCUCAUCCCUCACAUACCAGGUUGUGAGAGGGCGGAACAUCAUCAUAACAGAAAAUCCCGGCCUACACCUCGUAUGGAUCUACGACAAAGUCUUCAUCAAACCAAUGCCGAAAUAUCUCUUAUCGCAUGCUUUCUGGCAGUUCUACCUCAUCGACCCAAAUUCAACGAUUCCAGCGCAUCAACGAGAGGGGAUCAAAAAGGCGGCUCUCGGAUUUAUGCGCUCAUACGCCUAUCUUAUACGUCACAAAUCGGACUUCAACCUUGCCACUAACGACGAUCAUCGGCUUCUACCGAAGAAGAUAAAACAUUCCGCCUUCAUCAAGUUCAUUCUGCAUUUCAAAGAUAUACCAGACGAAUCUGUGUCCUCGCGUUACAAAUUCGGCGAACUACGUCUUUCCCGCCUGAACUUCUGGGUCACCAUUUUCCUGGGACACUUCACAUACCAUAAUGUACAUGGGUACUACAGUGCGUACUUUGCACGUUUCUUCGGACCUUUACUCUUCAUUUUCGCACUCUUGAGUGUCUUGCUCUCUGCAAUGCAAGUGGCAUUGGCAGUUGGCCAACCACUCAAUGAUGGGUCAUGGGUGGUAUUUGCUUAUACCUGUCGUGGAUUCGCUACAUCUUCGAUUGUUGGUGUGGCUUUGGCUACGGCAUUUCUUCUCUCGAUGUUCAUUUUUCGAUCUUCGCGUGAGACUAUCUUUGCACUCAAGGAUCUUCAUAGGAAGCACAGAUUGAGGAUGACCGGUAGCAGUCCGUGA
Penicillium soppii is the source of this 906-nucleotide messenger RNA. RefSeq lists its product as uncharacterized. Bases 1 to 906 code for a protein of 301 amino acids. NCBI's taxonomy places the organism in Eukaryota, Fungi, Ascomycota, Eurotiomycetes, Eurotiales, Aspergillaceae. The transcript has a single exon. The record is from RefSeq and is a predicted model, not a curated record.